Molecule: messenger RNA, 1207 nt
Organism: Aspergillus vadensis CBS 113365
Lineage: Eukaryota; Fungi; Ascomycota; Eurotiomycetes; Eurotiales; Aspergillaceae
Exons: 6
Coding region: 201-1106 (301 amino acids)
Source: RefSeq, a predicted model, not a curated record
GUCGUCGUAGUCCCGACCAUAGUGACCACGGUCAUUGCCGUGGUACUCACCCUGCUGCGGCUGUACGUUCGAAAGUUUGUCAUGAGGACACUGUCCUGGGAUGACUGGUUCAACCUCCUUGCGACGGUAAGGGCUGCGCUGGUAGGACUGUUCAACGCUUUCACUGAUGCCCUUUGACUCAGUUGACCACCCUCGUCGCUAUGGCCUUGAUCCUCGCUGCAGUCCCGUACGGACUAGGCCGCCAUUAUGACACUCUCGACGUCGACCGUGCCGUCUAUUGCAUCAAGCUCAUGCGGAUGUGCCUCUUUCCGUUGCUGUUCUCGACCAUCUUCCUGAAGAUCUCCAUCAGCCUUCUCUUGAUGAGGCUGUUUCUUACGACCAGAGUGUGGAAGAUAUUCUUCUGGUGCUUUAUUGCCUUCAACACGAUCACGAGUCUUCUUGAUGCCGCGAUUGUCCUCCCUCAGUGUGAUCCGGUAGCGCGAACAUGGGAUAAGCGAGUUGAUGGAACAUGUUGGCCCAAGUCGGCAAUCAACGGGGCGGCCAUUGCACAAGGAACAAUCGCUGCCGGAACAGACAUCGUGCUAUCCAUCCUACCCAUCGUGUUUCUAUGGAAGGUUAAGAUCCCGAUCAAAGUGAAGGCAGCCAUAUGCGGGCUCAUGGCACUGGGGUUUGCGAGUGCGGGGUUUGCACUUGCGCGAACAAUGUACGUUUCUACCUUGACUGAGUCUUCAGAUCCUACAUGGGACUACGUAAAUCUCUACAUGUGUGCAUUCCUAGAAUCCUCCAUUGGAGUCAUCGCUGCCGCAGCACCCUCCGUGAGACCCCUCCUUCGUCCCGGAUUCUGGAACAAGGAAUACUCCCGAUCGAGAUCCCGCUCUUUCCCGCUGCAUACGUUGACCGCCAAGAAGAGCGCACGGCCGGUCUGGGGGGAUACCCUGUUCGAUACUAGGCUCGAUCUGGAAGACCGCCCGAUUAAUUCGAGGGACAGCGAGUCCAAAUUGUGGCCACAGCUGAGCAUGGCUAUUGUUAAGCGGACGUCGAUAGAGGUGGUGACCAACUCUUUGACGAAUAGCGAGGUGAAGGCCAUGGGACGGCGAAGUGCUUAGACCUUUGUAUAGAUACGAAUCGCCGGAUGUAAAAGGUCCCCACGUAUAAUUUGUGCCAAUGAACAAAAAUAAAGAGCCUAAUACCACUCAAAUUACCCGGC